Molecule: messenger RNA, 447 nt
Organism: Knipowitschia caucasica
Lineage: Eukaryota; Metazoa; Chordata; Actinopteri; Gobiiformes; Gobiidae
Source: the annotation of a GenBank genome assembly
AUGGUCCGUGGAGGCGCGCUGAAGCUGAGGAGCGAGAGACUGGCGGGAGCUGUCCGCGGUGCUGACGCCAUCUUUACCCGGAGACGGGAGAGCGCGCGGGAGAGGCGGACUGGAACAGGAGAGAGAGGGGGAGAGAGGGAGAGACAGUCUACAAAAUCUCCAUACUUCCCCUCACUCCCCCUGUCUCCCUCUCACUCCUCCUCACUGCUCCUCACUCUUCCUCUCACUCCUCCUUAUCACUCCCCCUCACUCUCCCUCACUCCUCCUGUCUCCCCCUCACUCUCCCUCAUUCCUCCUCACUCUCCCUCACUCCUCAUCACUCCUCCUGUCUCCCCCUCACUCCUCAUCACUCUUCCUCACUCCUCUUCACUCCUCAUCACUCCUCCUCACUCCUCCUGUCCCUCCCUCAGAACAUACAAGCAGUCACACAAACUGGGGACAAAAUGA